AAACCUUUAAAUGUCCCUCCCAUACUACAUUUACAAAAGGAUUUUGUCCCAUUUUCCAUUUUAGAUGAAGGCUUCGAAUGAUACUAGAAGAUAUGAUAAGCUACUAUAAAAAAAACCUUUUAACUUUUCUCGAAUAAUAAAAACUAUAAACGACAAGUCUCCUGUUUCUUUUUCAAUCAUUUACACAAGAAACUUAUCUCUUGUUUCUUUCUCUUUCUGGCAACAUCAAUGACAAUAGUCGUUGUUGAGGUCGCCCGAGUCAUCCCCGCCGCUGGCUCGGUCCUAAACUCGCCCAACUCGCUCAAAAUCCCGUUGACUUUCUUCGAUCUACCAUGGCUACGAUUCAACCCAGUCAAACGAGUCUCCUUCUACAGUCUCGCCGAGUCAACUCGUGAGAAUUUCCACUCCUUCAUCCUCCCCAAGCUCAAACUCUCCCUUUCCCUCGUCCUCGCCAGCUACCUCCCUCUCUCCGGCCGCAUCACCUGGGAUCCAAACGACCCCGCACCGAGCAUCGUCGUCUCUCCAAACGACGCCGUGUCGUUGACCGUCGCCGAGAGCGAAUCUGAUUUUUCCCUUCUUUCCAGCUAUGGUCAACGUCCAGUCACCGAUUUACACACCUUGGUGCCCGAGUUAACCUUUUCCGAUGACUCAGCAUCGGUUUACUCUCUGCAGAUCACGUUGUUCCCUGACCACGGAUUCUCCAUCGGCUUCGCAGCACACCAUGCAGUUUUCGACGGAAAAACGGCAACCAUGUUCGUUAAAGCUUGGGCCCACUUGUGUAAACAACACUUGGAAGGGAACAAAGUCAACUCUCUUCUUCCGGAGAAUCUAACUCCAUCUCUUGACCGGUCGUGGCUCACCGGUCUAACCGGACUCAACGAGAGGAUGGUCGAGGUUGUUACAACUAUGAAAGGGAGAAGCCUGUGUCCGAUUCCCGCCAAGGAACUCGAAGACGACGUCGUUCUAUCCACGCUCGUGCUGUCUCGUGAUGACGUGGAGAGACUCCGGGAGAGAGUCAAAAGUCAAUAUCAGAAGCUCCACUUGUCUACUUUUGUCAUCGCGUACGCCUACGUGUGGACAUGCCUUGUGAAGGCGCGUGGAGGAGACAUGGAGAGAUACGUGACGUUCUUGUUUAUGGGAGACUUCAGAGAGCGGUUGGACCCGCCGCUUCCGGCGACCUACUUGGGGAACUGCGUGUUUCCGGCGGGUAGCUACAAACGCAAGGCGGCGGAAUUUGCGGAGGAGAGAGGGUUUUUGACGGCGGUGGAGAUCCUCAGUGAACUGGUGAAAGGCUUGAGUUCGCGGAAGAUAGAAAUGAUUCUGGAGGAGUUUAGGGCUAUAUUCAGUUGCAAGGGCGAGAGCUCACAGUUCGGGACGGUAGCUGGAUCGACCCGGUUGGGAGUAUACGAGUCGGAUUUCGGGUGGGGAAGACCGGUUAAGAGUGAUGUUAUCUCUAUCGAAGGAGAGAGAAUCUCAAUGGGAGAGAGACGUGACGGAUCAGGUGGCCUCGAGAUUGGAGUGUGUCUGAAGAAGUCUGAAAUGGACAAGGUCAUUGCUUUGUUCAACAAUGGUUUACAAAACUAAACGCCUUUCUUUGUUCCUACAAAGUUUCAAUAAGGCAAGAUCAUUGAGUUGUGAGCUUUUGGUCUCCAAGCUUUCAAUAAGGCAAGAUUACCUUCUGUAUUGGUUUGGUCUCCAAGUAUUCUCGUCUCUUCGGAUUUGAUCUUCACAUACUCUCGUCGAAGCUUGUCUUCGUACCUGGAAUAUAUCAAAAACUCGUGUGAUCUCUCUAUGCAUACCAAAAACUUCACCUAAUGUAAUAUUGAUAACAAAAAAAAAACUAAGAAGGCAUAUAGUUAAAUCC
Messenger RNA from Brassica rapa (field mustard), 1864 nucleotides. RefSeq names its product phenolic glucoside malonyltransferase 2. The record is from RefSeq and is a predicted model, not a curated record. NCBI's taxonomy places the organism in Eukaryota, Viridiplantae, Streptophyta, Magnoliopsida, Brassicales, Brassicaceae.